AUGUUUGGCAUGAUCAAGAACUCGCUCUUCGGAAACACCGAGGAGACGGAAUACAAGCUGCUCAGCACUGAGACCAAGGAUGGAGUGAGUUUUGAGGUGCGGCGAUAUGAUGCUGCCAAAUACGCCGUGGUCUCCUCCGAGGGACGAAGCUUUGACCAGGCGACGGGGGAGCUGGUGAGGAAGCUGCUCAUGUACAUCGGUGGCAGCAACGAACAAGGUGAAGCCAUGGGCACAGCCGCGCCCCUCAUCAUCACGGUGUACCCGCGGAACGACGGCGUUCUGUCUCGCCGGCUGGUGGUCGGCAUCCGUGUGCCCACCGCGUACCAGCAGAGCCCCCCGACUCCCAGUGACAGUGCCAUCAGGAUCGAGGAGCGGCCCGGCAUGACGGUCUAUACUCUUCAGUUCGGAGGCUUCGCCGCGGAGAGCGAGUUCCGGGCGGAGGCCUUGCGUCUGACCCGCACUCUGGGUGAGACCGCCCCCUUCCAGCGCAAGCAGUACUUCUGCUGUAGCUUCGACCCGCCGCUCAAGCCUUACGGACGCCGCAACGAGGUGUGGUUUCUACAGGAGGAACCGUAG
Messenger RNA from Limanda limanda (common dab), 576 nucleotides. Its product is annotated as heme-binding protein 1-like. The coding region runs from base 1 to 576 and encodes 191 amino acids. The transcript is spliced from 4 exons. NCBI's taxonomy places the organism in Eukaryota, Metazoa, Chordata, Actinopteri, Pleuronectiformes, Pleuronectidae. The record is from RefSeq and is a predicted model, not a curated record.